AUGGACGUUUGUAAUUCACACACAAACCGCGACACCACUAUCGCGGAUUAUGUGCAGUUGGGCUUCGAACACCCAUCAUGGGUGCGCCACCAAAAGGAAAUUUAUCACCACGCCCUUGCUAAUCAUGAGGUGAGGUUUGCAGAUAGGGUGCAAAUCUGGAGAGAUGCUCUCAAGGAAGCUGCCAACUUGUCUGGAUUCCAUUCACCGUCAUCAAGCUUCAGGGAUGAUGCUGACCUUGUUGGUCAAAUUGUCAAACGUGUCUUACAAAGGUUAAACCAAUCACCCCAAGGUGAUUUGCAGGGUCUUGUUGGAAUUCAUGGACCAAUUGAAAAGCUAGUUUCGUUGUGCACGGAAUCUGAAGAUGUUAUUAUUGGCCUUUGGGGCAUGGGUGGUGUUGGUAAGACAACUCUUGCGACUGCAGUUUUCAAUAGAUUGUGUGAUGGAUUUGAAGGAUUUUGCUUUUUGAACAAUGUAAGAGAAAGAGCUGAGAAAUAUGGUAUAGAUCAUUUGAAGACAGAACUUCUUUCCAAACUGCUAAAGGAAGAAGAUGCAAGUCCCUUUGUCACGCCUGGUGGAAUAACUAAUUUUGCCAAGAAAAGACUUGGUCGAACAAAGGUUCUUGUUGUUCUUGAUGAUGUCAAUGAUUCAGACCAAAUGGAAGAUUUAUGUGGAGGACAUACACGGUUUGGGGCAAGUAGCAAAAUCAUAGCGACAACAAGAGAUAAGCAUGUCCUUCUUAGGGCGGACACUGAUCAUAUUCAUCAAGUUAAGACAUUGAAUUCUGAUGAUUCCCUUCAGCUUUUCAGCCUGAAUGCCUUCAAGCAAAACUGCGCUAUAGAAGCAGAACAAGUUGAGUUGUCCAAGAGAGUGCUUAACUAUUGCAAAGGCCUUCCUUUAGCAAUAAAAAUCUUGGGUUCCUUCCUUAAAGGAAAAACUCAACAAGAGUGGGAAAGUGAACUGGCCAAACUUGAAAAGACGCCUGAUGAAAAAAUCCAAAGAAUAUUACGAUUGAGUUAUAAUGAAUUAGAUCGUAAUGAUCGGAAUAUAUUUUUGGAACUUGCAUGUUUCUUUGAUAGAAAUACAGAAGAAGAAGAGCAGAUAAAAUCUCUUCUUGAUCACUGUGGAUACACAACUACUAUCGGGUUGACAAAUCUUUGUAAUAAAGCUCUUAUUUCCAUUUCAAACGAUUGUGUGUCAAUGCAUGACUUAAUUCGAGAAAUGGGCCGUGAAAUUGUUCGCGGAGAAUGUCUAGAUGAUCCAGGAAAACGCAGUAGACUAUGGGAUUCUUGUGAUACCUAUGAAGUACUGAAAUACAAUAAGGUAAGCAAUUGA
Arachis duranensis is the source of this 1332-nucleotide messenger RNA. RefSeq names its product disease resistance protein RUN1-like. Gene Ontology annotation, biological process: signal transduction; defense response. Lineage: Eukaryota; Viridiplantae; Streptophyta; Magnoliopsida; Fabales; Fabaceae. Gene Ontology annotation, molecular function: ADP binding. The coding region runs from base 1 to 1332 and encodes 443 amino acids. The record is from RefSeq and is a predicted model, not a curated record. The transcript is spliced from 3 exons.